Molecule: messenger RNA, 1299 nt
Organism: Achroia grisella
Lineage: Eukaryota; Metazoa; Arthropoda; Insecta; Lepidoptera; Pyralidae
Gene: Sfxn2
Product: sideroflexin-2
Exons: 9
Coding region: 155-1135 (326 amino acids)
Biological process (GO): monoatomic ion transport; serine import into mitochondrion
Cellular component (GO): mitochondrial inner membrane
Molecular function (GO): monoatomic ion transmembrane transporter activity
Source: RefSeq, a predicted model, not a curated record
AUAAGAUAAAAAACUCACUUGGUGAUUUUGAUUUUAAUCCCAGUUGUUUUUUGCGUUUGUCUUGUAGGUAUCAAUUCAUUUUAUCGAGUGUUUAUACGCAUACAAUUCUCGGAAUUGUAUAGAAGAUAUUUUAGUGAACACUUAAGUUAUUAUAAUGUCAGAUCAAAGAAUAGACAUUACAAAGCCUCUAUGGGAUCAAAGCACAUUCUAUGGGAGAUUCAAGCAUUUUGCAUUCAUCUCCAAUCCAUUGUUGUCAUUGGUGUCUGAAAAAGAGUUACAUGAAGCAAAAGAGUUGUACUUCCAGUACAAAGCAGGAAAAGAACCAAGAGACACACCUAUAACAAAGGUUGUAAAGGCGAAACAACUGUAUGAAUCUGCAUUCCACCCUGACAGUGGAGAGCUGCAGAAUGUCUUUGGAAGGAUGUCAUUCCAGAUGCCCGGUGGGUGCCUUGUUACGGGGGCAAUGUUGCAGUGGUACAGAACAGCUACGGCAGUGGUAUUCUGGCAAUGGGUGAACCAGUCGUUCAACGCUCUCGUGAACUACACGAACCGCAACGCGAAUUCGCCUCUUACAACGACGCAGAUGGGCGUUGCUUAUGUUUCAGCGACUUCAGCCGCUAUGGCUACAGCGUUAACGUUCAAAUUUGUGGUGCAGAAGCGUGCUACAAAUCCCAUUUUGGCUAGAUUUGUGCCGUUCGUAGCGGUCGCUGCUGCCAACUGGGUGAACAUUCCGUUGAUGAGACAGAAUGAAAUUCUAUUAGGUCUGGAUGUGACGGACGAGGAUGGUAAAAUAAUAGGAAAAUCGCAGCUAGCUCCUGCCAAGGGAAUCUCGCAGGUCGUAACCUCCAGGAUUGUGAUGUGUGCGCCCGGCAUGCUGCUGCUACCCGUGAUCAUGGAGAGAAUCGAACACCGACCCUGGAUGCAGCGCAUCAAGUGGGCGCACGUGGGCAUACAGACCGCUAUUGUUGGCAUGUUCCUCACGUUCAUGGUGCCCACUGCGUGUGCGCUGUUCCCACAGAGAUGUAAACUGUCCAUAGACACAAUCAAGCGCUUCGAAAAGGACAAGUAUGAUGAAAUUGUCAAGAAUACUGGCGGGAAACCACCGAAAUACGUUUACUUCAACAAGGGCUUGUAAUUAAAUACAUGUUGUUAAUGAAAUACAAGUAGACGUGUAAGUAGGUAAAAAAUGAUGAUUCUUUUUGCAAUUGUUGGGUGUUUAUUACGGUUUACUCGUAUCAUGGUACUAAAAUAUUUAGUCACAGCGACUAUUUCUUAUUCUUUGAUUUGUGAGUAAUUAAA